Messenger RNA from Terrapene triunguis (Three-toed box turtle), 2169 nucleotides. RefSeq names its product growth factor receptor bound protein 7 (gene GRB7). The record is from RefSeq and is a predicted model, not a curated record. The coding region runs from base 209 to 1834 and encodes 541 amino acids. Gene Ontology annotation, biological process: signal transduction. Lineage: Eukaryota; Metazoa; Chordata; Testudines; Emydidae. The transcript is spliced from 15 exons.
CUGCACCUGCCACGGGGCCUUUUGUUGAUCCUGACGGGCCGGUGAAGCUGUUUUUCCUCUCCCCGGCGUGAUGUCAAGCAGGGGGCGUGUGCUGCCAGCCGCCAGCGAGGCAGGUAGAUAAAGGAUUAGAGCGAAACAGGAAUCCCCAGUUUUUCCGUCAAGCCAGCAGAGACGGAGCGUCUCCCCACCUCUGGGGCCAGAUAAUGCCAUGGACCUGGCAGCGCUGCGGAACGACCUGCCCACCACCUUGGACAACCUGUACCAGGGCCACCUGGAGCAGGACCGACCCCAGAGCCUGCCCAAUGGCCAUGCCUUCCCCACCGGCGAGCGGGACAAGGCCGGGCUGCUGGCCGGCGGCGACAUCAAGCGCUCACAGCCACUGGUCAUCCAAGUCAACAGGAAGCUGAAGGAGGAGGAGCCGCGAGCCUCGUCGCUGCCGUCCAUCCCCAACCCCUUCCCCGAGCUCUGCAGCCCCUCCAAGUCGCCCAUCCUCAGCAGCCCCUCGGCAGGGCAAGGCCCGCAGCAUGAAAGCGGCCCCCACGUGGUAAAGGUCUUCAGCGAAGAUGGCACCUGCCGCUCGCUGGAGGUCACGGCAGGCGCCACGGCCCGCCACGUCUGCGAGAUGCUGGUGCAAAAGACUCACGCCCUCCACGAUGAAAGCUGGUCCUUGGUGGAGCGCCAUCAGCACUUGGCUCUAGAGCGGUGCCUGGAAGACCAUGAGUCGGUGGUGGAGGUCCAGGCCACCUGGCCCAUUGGGGGAGACAGCAGAUUUGUCUUCCGGAAGAACUUUGCCAAGUACGAGCUGUUUAAAAGCUCACCGCAGUCCCUGUUCCCCGAGGUGAUGGUCUCCAGCUGCUUGGAUGCCAACAAGGGCAUGUCCCACUCGGAGCUCAUCCAGAACUUCCUCAAUUCCGGCAGCUGCCCAGAGAUCCAGGGCUUCCUGCACCUGAAGGAGGUUGGGCGCAAGGUCUGGAAGAGGUUUUACUUCUCCCUCCGCCGCUCAGGGCUUUACUACUCCACAAAGGGCACAUCUAAGGACCCACGGCACCUACAGUAUUUUGCUGACCUCAACGAGUCCAAUGUCUACUUCAUCACACAAGGGAAAAAGUACUAUGGCACGCCCACCGAGUUCAGCUUCUGCAUCAAGCCCUACAAGGUGCGCAGCGGCAUGAAGGGCCUCAAGCUGUUCUGCAGCGAGGACGAGCAGAGCCGCACCUGCUGGAUGGCCGCCUUCCGCCUCUUUAAGUAUGGCGUGCAGCUCUACAGGAACUACCAGCAGUCCCAGUCCAGACGCAGCCACCAGUCUUGGAUCAGCACCACGCCCCUGAGGAGCAUGUCUGACAACACCUUGGUGGCCAUGGAUUUCUCGGGGUGCACGGGCCGGGUGAUUGAGAACCCCAACGAGGCGCUGACGGUGGCCCUGGAAGAGGCUCAGUCGUGGAGGAAGAAGACGAGUCACCGCUACAGCCUGCCAACUCCCUGCCAGGGCUCCCCGCUCAGCACAGCCAUCCAUCGAACGCAGCCAUGGUUUCACGGGCGGAUCUCAAGGGAAGACACACAGCGAUUGAUAAUCCAGCAGGGAUUAGUGGAUGGGGUGUUUUUGGUGCGGGAAAGCCAGCGGAACCCCAAGGGGUACGUCCUGUCCUUGUGCCACCUACAGAAAGUCAAGCACUAUCUCAUCCUGCCAAGCGAGGAAGAGGGGCAGCUUUACUUCACCAUGGACGAUGGCCAGACGCGCUUUGCGGAUCUCAUCCAGCUGGUGGAGUUUCACCAAAUCAACCGGGGCAUCCUGCCCUGCAAGCUCAGACAUUACUGCACCUGCGUCGCCUUGUGAUAGGCCCCCGGUGGGUGGCAGGGCUCUGCGACGGGCCACGGCCAACGUGCCGCCAGCAGGACUAGGAUCAACUCAAACUUCUGCCCCUCGCCCCACUUCGGCCAGGACAGCGACGGCUGCGGGGGACAGACCUGGCUCGUGCUCCACCCACUGCUGGGGUGUCAGUCACCACUCAGCCCCGUCAAUGAGCACCGGCCGGGUGAGAGGCCGGGAUGGUACCCCCGGCGCCCAAGGAGCCCGAAGGACCGAAAAUCACCGUUCCAAAGGGAGUCCUCGCCCCUGUGCUUCCACCAGCUCACAGCCUCGGAUCACUGCUGCCCCUCCCCCUGUACCCC